AUGCCCACCACGGCUCAGACAACUGUUGUAUGUGCUUGGCAUGCAUGGGGUAGCUGUAGUGCGACCUGUGGUCCACAUGGUAUCCGCGCACGUUAUUGUGUGAUUGGUAAUGUUAUCAUGGACACUGAGGAAGAAACAUGCAAUCGUAACUGUCAUAAUGGUGGUCAACUUACAGCUCAGUAUUGUAUAUGUCCAUUACACUACCAUGGCACGUGUUGUGAACUACAUUCAUCAACUGAUACAUCCCUAGUUAUUUCUAGUACUGAUGAAAUACUAUUUACCUGUGGUGUUACAUUUAUACACUCCUCGGAUACAUGGAAUCUGGAAUUUGAAUGGUUUGCUGAAAACACUACUAUUUUUACUGAGAACAUUGCUAAUGGUGCAGUACAGUCUGUUCUAACAGAAGACAAAUGGAUAGGAAAAAUGGGGUCUUCCAUCAAGUGUUCAGUUAAGAUAACUGAUGGUGGUAUAUAUCUAGGAGAGUUGAUAAGUAAUCCUUACUUUGCAGGCAUAAUAAUUCACGCACCGUCAGUUAUAGAACUCUAUGAAAACGAUGGAGAGGUGUCAUUUCAAAUGGAAUCUACCGUGCCCUUCGUGUGUAGGAGUGGAACUGUACCUUCAUAUUACCCUUGCCAGAUGAAAGUUCAAGCCAGUAUAUCUGACCGCAACAGUUGGAAUACGCCUUUCAAAGAAGAUGUGGUUGCUAGAGAUGAGUGUGGUACCACUUUCACGCCUGGAAACUCCAUGGGUAUGCAUAUGGUAUACUUAAAAGCUAAAAGAGACUUCUUUAAUGAUGGUGAUUGGUCGACUUCGGUUGAGUUUCCAAGCAUCAAAACACCAUACUCCAGAGUUUGGAACAACUACAAGAUACCAGAUGUUGUGCAGAUCCAUCUCCCAACCGGGGCGUACGUAGAGGUUUACACAUAUCAAUACUCGUCCUACAUCAAUAUAUGUUUCUCCCCUGCUGCGGACGACUACGGUUGGAUUGGCGGUGGUCUCUGUGGAAGUUAUGACAAUGAUGACGAGUACCCUACGGACAGAAUUUGUUUUAUGGCCAACUUAGUUACGUGGCAAUACAAAACCCUGUCAACGUGUACUGUACGUGCAGUCGCAACUAUUACUAUUAUUGGUACAGCGACAGUGUCAAUGAACAGUGCGACUAUGGCAAAGACAUCAGCAGAACAUAUCUUGCCUUAUCCGGGUUAUCCUUGGUGGUGGUCGUGCGAUUCGUACUGGUGCGAUUUAACCUAUACAUACUAUGGAAUAUCUCGGUACAAAAGAGAUGCUUCUGAAGCCGGAUCUAACUCAACUGCUAAUGAUUUCGUGUUCACGUAUGACGAAGAUUAUGUAUUCGAGGAGCCAUCGUGGCCGACAGCCAGUGGUAUUACAGAGCAACAGGCGAAUGAAUAUUGCGAAACGCAAAUCCUGAACUCAACAACUGGUCAACAAUGCAGUUCUGUGCUAGACUACAAAGAUAUCGAAGAUACCAUUGAUGGCUGUGUCACUGACGUACAGGUUCUGGACGACUUUGUCCAAGGAUCCGCGUCUGCGUUAUCUUCAAUCCAAUCACAGUGUAUUGAGGUUGCUAGUAGAAACAAGACAUUUUGGGACGCGGCCGAAAGCAAUAACAGCACAAAUGCCACAUUUGCACAGCCAGCGACCGUCAUUGGGGUAUUGUGUCCGGGUGACUGCAACGGCAGGGGAGUGUGUCUUCUUGGUCAGUGCAACUGCACGCUGGGAUACGCUGGAAGUGAUUGUGCCAUCGAUCUGAACCAGGCACCGGAAGUAUGGUUCCCUUAUGAGAGUGGCUUGUGCAAUACAGAAGAUGGAUGUCCUUCCAAUGUUCCCAUAUAUGGCAAUAAUUUUGUGGAAUCAGAUGAUUUGACUUGUCACGUGUUACCGGUGAAGAUAACAGAAGAAGGGUUCACUAUUCCCGAAAACACCAGCGAGGCGCAUGCUGGGACAUUUCAGAACUACGGGGAGGUAGAGUGUCCACAUCCGGGUACUUUUCGCGAGAAACGCGACAUCAAUGGUACCGGUUCAAAUAAGCCUGCUGAUCCUGUAGGAGGCCUUUACUCGGUCAGCAAUGAUGGGGUUCGUGAGAGUGUCCAGAUUCUUGUGAUAUCAUAUAAUGGCAACUGUGAUGUGUGUAACAGUACAGAAGGAUCGUGUUAUAGAAAGACUGAUAUCUGCAUAUUUAAUGGAGAUUGUCACAACGCCGAUAGUGACGUAUGUUUGAAAGACAUCGCUAAAAGGAACAACACUGGUGUGAUCGUCGGUGCUGUGGUUGGAUGUGUGGCUGUCAUCGCAAUCAUCGUCAGUGGCAUCGUCCUUUACGUGAAGAAGAUCGUGAAGAAAAGAGUUCACUCUACAAUUGAAUCUUCUGCCACUCUCACAAGCGGCAAGAGCGGCAAAGCAAGUACCUUAGAUGUUGAUACAACUACUACUGAUAAACAGUCAAGGGCAUUGAUGCCACCGGUUGAAACUUAUAAAAGUACCUCAUAAUGCACAUGUUCUACUUCACGAGAAAUGGAAUCUAUCAAUAGUACAUCCCCGGCAACAUGCCUGGUCUCUCUAUCUCGAAUUGUGCAAUUGCAGUUCAAUUUGAAAUUCGCGACCUGAAAACAUCCGACAAUACGGCCUUGCAGGGUGCCAUUUGUAUCUAAAAGUGCUGAGAACUCGCAAGGGGAACAUAUUACAUAAAUACGUGACAGUUGUUUUCCGGUACCGGUUGUCAUGGUAUUGACAUGGUCACGCGUGAAUUUCUAAGCAAUUAGCUGAAAACGUCCACUGAGGUGUCGUAAAUUACCUGGGGGUUGUCAGUCGAACUCCGUCUGUGAAUUAUAGAGGAUAGGUAAAUUUAAGA
This is a messenger RNA of Saccoglossus kowalevskii, 2866 nucleotides long. RefSeq lists its product as uncharacterized. NCBI's taxonomy places the organism in Eukaryota, Metazoa, Hemichordata, Enteropneusta, Harrimaniidae. The record is from RefSeq and is a predicted model, not a curated record.